Linum trigynum is the source of this 1345-nucleotide messenger RNA. Lineage: Eukaryota; Viridiplantae; Streptophyta; Magnoliopsida; Malpighiales; Linaceae. The record is from the annotation of a GenBank genome assembly.
UGACAAAUAAUUACCUCGGCGCCCAGCAAACGACGCAUCUUUACCCUACAAACGCGGCCUUACAAAAGAGCGCUAAACUCCAUUAACGACCUUCACUUCCUUUCACACUUUCCUCUUCCAGGAAAUGCUCCCAUAGAGAUUCCUUUCCGUUCCCUCCACCAAAUCUCCAUUUCCCACCCGAAUCCAAGCUCCGCCGCAGAAAUGCCCCUCUCAUUUCUGCUCCCACUCCUCCUCUUCUCGCUGCUAUUCGGUGGCGGAGGCGCCUCCGGUUCCUCCACCGGCGCCUCGCUAUCCGACUGGAGCGCCGCUCGGGCGACGUACUACCUCGCAUCCGACCCGCGGGACAACGUCGGCGGGGCCUGCGGCUACGGAGACCUUGUCCGGGCCGGGUACGGGAUGGCCACCGUCGGGCUCAGCGAGUCGCUGUUCGAGCGCGGCCAGAUCUGCGGCGCAUGCUUCGAGCUCCGCUGCGUCGACGACCUCCGCUGGUGCAUACCGGGGACUUCGAUUAUCCUCGCGGUGACGAAUUUCUGCCCUCCCAAUUACGGGUUUCCUUCCGACGGCGGGGGACACUGCAAUCCUCCCAACAAGCACUUCGUUCUCCCCAUCGAAGCUUUCGAGAAGAUCGCCAUCUGGAAGGUCGGCAACAUGCCUGUUCAGUACCGGAGAAUCAAAUGCCGGAGAGAAGGGGGGAUAAGAUUCCAGGUCUCGGGGUCGACCAUCUUCAUCUCGGUGCUGAUCACCAAUGUGGCCGGAGCUGGGGACGUCACUGCGGUGAAGAUAAAGGGUUCGAGGACCGGGUGGCUUCCAAUGGGCAGGAAUUGGGGACAGAAUUGGCAUGUAAAUGCUGACUUGAGAAACCAGCCAUUGUCAUUUGAGGUCACUAGUAGUGAUGGCCAGACGAUUGCCUCUUACAAUGUUGCCCCUAAAGACUGGAACUUUGGGCAGACCUUUGAAGGUAGUAAGCAAUUUGAGGCUUAAAAGGUUGGAACUUGUACACGGCCAAAGGCCAAAAGUCCUCCAGUUUUUUGUCUACUCCUUUUGGUAUUUUUUUAGUUGGAAGAUGUAUGGAACUUAGAAGAUGUAUAGAAUGGCAAGACUUAACUUAUUGAUCGAGGGAAUGCGUUGGUGCCCUAAAUUAAAGAAAAAAAUACAUGUAGUGAUGGGUAUGGUUUGGUUUGGAAUUAGUUCGAGUAAUAUAGGAUCAUAUCGGAAGUGAAAGAAAAAUGAGAACUAAGAAUUGCGUCUAAAGAGUAUUCGGUUUGGUACUAUAUCAUUUGGAUUUGAACUUUUAUUUGUUUCAUCAAAGGAUCAAUUAUAUGAGAAAUGAAAAUUUUGAAUUUGA